UUCCUGGGCCUGCUCGGUGCUCGACCGUCCGCCCUGCGUUGCCGCUGCUCUCCGCUGUUGCUCCGGCCGUCAUGUCGACCGCAAUGAACUUCGGGACCAAAAGCUUCCAGCCGCGGCCACCAGACAAAGGAAGCUUCCCGCUGGACCACUUCGGUGAAUGUAAAAGCUUUAAAGAAAAAUUCAUGAAGUGUCUCCGUGACAAGAAUUUUGAAAAUGCUUUGUGCAGAAAUGAAUCUAAAGAGUAUUUGAUGUGCAGGAUGCAAAGGCAGCUGAUGGCGCCGGAACCACUGGAAAAGCUGGGCUUUAGAGAUGUGAUGGAUGAGAAGCCGGAGGCCAAGGACAAAUGUUGAGAGGAGAGCUACAGACCCACGUCCCCAGCUGCCUGGAGCAGAGCCCUUCUGUCCACAGGGCCCGGGGACCUGAGACUCACCUCUGCUGCCCAGUGGAGGGCGUCCCCAAGUGGACUUUAGAGCAUGGCCCAGCCCUGCAGCACACCCCAAAACGUCUCCUCAGCUGUCCUUGGUUUCCCUCCAGACAGUGGUUUUAUUCUUCCGUUGUGUAUGUCACAGGAUUCUCUCAGGGGCCAACAGCGAUGUGCUAAGAUGUCCUGCCCUGUGUGGCCGUCACACCACAGAGCCCUGGACAGCUCUCCACACUGAGUCUUCCGACCAGAACCUGUCGGUGAAACCGUGCGACCACAGAACGUCUGCUUUCGUGCUCACAGACGCACACCGGCGUGCUUCCCUUUGUCUGUGUUCUUUUUGAACAAAACUGGAAUACAAAGCAGGAAGUGAGAAACUC
This is a messenger RNA of Peromyscus maniculatus bairdii (prairie deer mouse), 801 nucleotides long. It is a transcript of the gene Cox19, whose product is annotated as cytochrome c oxidase assembly factor COX19. Gene Ontology annotation, biological process: mitochondrial respiratory chain complex IV assembly. Gene Ontology annotation, cellular component: mitochondrial intermembrane space. Lineage: Eukaryota; Metazoa; Chordata; Mammalia; Rodentia; Cricetidae. The record is from RefSeq and is a predicted model, not a curated record.